This is a messenger RNA of Lactuca saligna, 1149 nucleotides long. The record is from the annotation of a GenBank genome assembly. NCBI's taxonomy places the organism in Eukaryota, Viridiplantae, Streptophyta, Magnoliopsida, Asterales, Asteraceae.
AUGGCGCCGAGAAGCUCUUUAGUUACUACCAGUACUGCAGUGUUUUCCUUUAUAAUUCUUUACCUCGCCAACAUAACAGCCAAACACCGCCAUUCCACCAUCAUCGACCACCACCAUCAUCACCAUGACUCAAGUGCAUCAAACCCACGACUCCAACAAGCUUACCUAGCACUUCAAGCAUGGAAACUCGUGAUUUACUCCGACCCUUAUAAUACUACUACAGAUUGGAUUGGGCCUUCAGUUUGCAGUUACACAGGAAUAUACUGCGCUCCGUAUCCAAACGACACAAAUAUCCAGACGGUUGCCGGAAUCGAUUUAAACCACGCAGAUAUCGCCGGAUUCCUCCCUAAUGAACUCGGCUUGUUGUCUGACCUUGCGCUACUCCAUCUAAACAGCAACCGCUUCUGUGGCAUCCUCCCUCUCACUUUAUCGAAUCUCACUCUCCUCUUCGAGCUUGACCUAAGUAACAAUCGAUUUGUGGGUCCUUUCCCUUCUGUCGUCAUGUCCCUCCCUAGCCUCAAAUUUCUCGACCUCCGUUUCAAUGAAUUCGAAGGGCCAUUGCCGCCGGAGCUCUUCAACAAAAACCUAGACGCCAUUUUCAUCAACAGCAAUCGUUUAACGUCUGUGAUUCCUUCGAAUUUGGGAUCGAGCACGGCUUCUGUGGUGGUUUUCGCGAACAACAACUUGGGAGGAUGUCUCCCGCCAAGCAUUGCAAACUUCGCAAACACCAUGGAAGAACUGCUGCUGAUUAACACGAAUAUAUCGGGGUGUUUGCCGGAGGAGGUGGGGUUUCUUUACAAGUUAAGGGUGUUGGAUGUGAGCUCGAAUAAGUUGGUGGGUGAAAUACCUUACAGCAUUGCAGGAUUAGCUCAUUUGGAGCAGCUAAAUUUAGGGCAUAAUAUGAUGAGUGGGGUGGUUCCAUUGGGUGUUUGUGAGUUGCCUAAUUUGGUAAACUUCACGUUUUCGUACAACUAUUUCUUUGAGGAAGAGGGUGUUUGUGGGAAUUUGACGUCGGUGGGGAUUGUGGCGGAUGACCGGAGAAACUGUCUGCCGGAGAGGCCUCUUCAGAGGAGCAAGAAGGAAUGUGACGCAGUGCUUGAACAUCCUGUUGACUGCUUUGAGCUUCCCUGUGGUCAUACUCAUUCAUGA